This is a messenger RNA of Pistacia vera, 4032 nucleotides long. RefSeq lists its product as uncharacterized. Lineage: Eukaryota; Viridiplantae; Streptophyta; Magnoliopsida; Sapindales; Anacardiaceae. Bases 153 to 3428 code for a protein of 1091 amino acids. The record is from RefSeq and is a predicted model, not a curated record. Gene Ontology annotation, molecular function: protein binding; ATP binding; protein kinase activity. Gene Ontology annotation, biological process: protein phosphorylation; signal transduction. Gene Ontology annotation, cellular component: cytoplasm. The transcript has 9 exons.
AUUUUAAGGCUGGUUUUGCUUUAGGGUUUUUUUUUUUAAUUUUUUUUUUUAUUUUUAUGGGUUUAUUAAUUAGCUUUCUUGAAGAUAUAGAUAGUGGUGAGUGGUGACCUUUGAGUUAUGAGCUACACGGUGUGAGUUUUUAUGACUCCCCCAUGUGUUAUCAAGAAAUUGAAUCCUUGAACAAAUUAUUAGUUCACUCUGAUAAUCAAGAAGCAGUGUUUUCCAUGGAUUCACCUUCUGCCACCGGUUCAACUCCGGGUUCAAAUGACGAAACCCCACGUGUAAAAUUCUUGUGUAGUUUCUUAGGUAGCAUUUUGCCGAGGCCCCAAGAUGGGAAAUUGAGAUAUGUAGGUGGGGAGACUCGGAUUGUGAGCUUGCCGAGGGAUGUGAGUUAUGAGGAGUUGAUGAAUAGGAUGAGAGAGCUUUAUGAGGGAGCUGUGAUGUUGAAGUAUCAACAACCGGAUGAGGAUCUUGAUGCUUUGGUAUCGGUUGUUAAUGAUGAUGAUGUCACUAACAUGAUGGAGGAGUAUGAGAAGUUGGGUUCUGGUGAUGGGUUUACAAGAUUGAGGAUUUUUCUGUUUUCGUACCCGGACCAGGAUGGUUCGGGGCAUUAUGUUGAUGGGGAUGAUAGGGAGACUGAGAGGAGGUACGUGGACGCGUUAAAUAACAUGAAUGAGGGUAAUGAUUUUAGGAAGAUGCAACCGGAUUCUCCAGUGCUUGGUGCGGUUGAUGAUAUUCAUUUGGCGGAUAGGUUUUUUAACACUAUGAGUCUUGAGGGUGGUUUACAUAAUCAGCCACAGUUUAAUAUGCAUCACCUAACGAUUCCUCAUAUGGGAUCGGGGCAACUUCAGCAGCCUGUUACUCAGAGGUAUAAUGAAAUGGAAGGUCCAUGGAGUCCUGCAUAUUAUUCUCCUAGGCAGUAUGGACAUCAUGAUCCAAGACCAUUACCUGAGUUCCCGUCUUCGCCUUCUUCUGCCUGGUACCGAAUGCCAUUUGGCGAGGAUAGAAUGCCUGAUGAAUAUGCUCGGCAACAUGUAAAUCAUCAUCCCACGUAUGAACCCCAGCCACAAAUUUCCGAGAAUCUAGUAAGGAUGCCGCCAGUAGCUAUAUCUGGAGAUAAGACUGGUUUCCCUGGUAAUUUACUUCAUGGCCAUCAUGUUUAUGAUGCGAAUGGAGUCUGUGAGCUCUGCCGGCCUACCAUUCACAGAAAUCAUCUGCACUUGGAGCAGCCCAGUAUGGGUAAUGGAUUUCCCCAGGGAUCAAAUCCAUUAGCUGAAUGUCGUCCAAACAGGGACAAUUUUCUUUUGAAUGCCGAAGCAAAGUUGCCACAUGGUUUGUAUCCUAAAGAUCAGAAUGAUACUCGACCUUUGUAUAAUGAGAGUCAGAGUCAUGAAAGAGGAUGGGUUCUGCCGCAUCAGUUGAAUCCUCGGGUUGACGAAGUAAGAACACAUAUCUCUGGAGCUGGAAGAUUGAGUGAUCCCUACAUGGUGGAUAGUCCGGGCAUAAAUUUUCCUCAUGUGCAUGGAAAUCUGGCAGAGGGUCAUCAUAUGUCCCCAAAUCACGUUCACCAUCGAGGACCUGAAAUGGGGAAUGAAAUGUUUCAUGAUCAAGCUGUGGCUGCAGCGCCCCACAUGCAUGUUCCUCCACCUGAAGAACGUGUGCGGUAUGGUAAUUUUCCUUAUGGUGCAGAUAAUCUUCACCCAGCAUCUCAUGGACAUGUGCAGACGCAAACUUUGUGGAGAAAUGUUCAGAACCCAGUGCACAGUGCUCCCUCUUAUGAAGCAUCUACUCCAAUUGUUAAUGGUUCCGUUAAUCCUACAUUUCUUAGGGGUACAGUGGAUGGCAAUCCAAGGCUUGGUGUUGGGUUGGAUAAUCAAAACUCUUGGGUUGAGUCCUCACCAAAAGUGCAGGGUUUUGAUGGGACAGGCACUCCUACAGAAUAUUAUUACGGCCCAGCUCUAAAGUUGAAUCCACAAAACCAUAAUCAUGAACACCAAUCUUCAGACCCUGUGCAGCAAUCAGAUUCUUCAGUUUUGGUUCAUGAUAAAUUGGUGUCGUCCAUAUCUUCAAUUUCCAAUAUGGGAUUGAGAAAUAAAAAUGUGGUUGAAGUAGUUCAGAUGGAGGACAAAGCUAACCUUGGACAAGAAAAUGAAACAAAUCACAUAAAAAAGGUUGAAAACACUGAUGCGCUAAGCAUAUCUUCUCCUGAACAGAACCCAAUUGCUGAUAAAUCUAGUGGUCUGAAUAGCUUGGGGACUGGGGAAGUGAGUGGUAAUGUUGUGAAGCAAGGCGAAAACGGUCCUCCAGAAGAUUCACAGCUCUCAGCUAACCGUUUGAGUUUCUUGCCUGAUUUGAUUGCUUCUGUAAAAAGAGCAGCACUAGAAGGGGCAGAGGAGGUAAAAGCUAAAGUUGACGAAGAUGCUGAUUCUAGAAAGCCCGAUUCAGUGCCAAAAGAAGUGCGUACAAAUGAAUCAGAAUUAACAAACGUUCAUGGGGAAUUGGAGAUGGAUUCUGAUACUGACAAUGUAAACUCCAAAAUUGAGCCAACUAAGGCAGAGGCUGAAGCUAUUGCCAGGGGGUUACAGACAAUAAGAAAUGAUGAUCUUGAGGAGAUACGCGAAUUAGGUUCAGGAACCUAUGGAGCUGUUUUCCAUGGCAAGUGGAAGGGUUCUGAUGUAGCAAUAAAAAGAAUCAAAGCCAGCUGCUUUGCGGGGAGACCUUCUGAAAGAGAACGCUUGAUUGCGGAUUUCUGGAAGGAGGCUUUGUUAUUGAGUUCUUUGCACCAUCCAAAUGUUGUGUCUUUUUAUGGUAUAGUACGUGAUGGUCCUGAUGGAUCUCUAGCAACUGUGACAGAAUUCAUGGUUAAUGGAUCAUUGAAACAGUUUUUGCAGAAGAAGGACAGAACUAUUGACCGGCGUAAGAGACUCAUCAUAGCUAUGGAUGCAGCUUUUGGAAUGGAGUAUUUGCAUGGAAAGAACAUUGUACAUUUUGAUUUAAAAUGUGAAAAUCUGUUAGUGAAUAUGAGAGAUCCUCAGCGACCAGUAUGCAAGAUUGGUGAUUUAGGCUUGUCAAAGGUAAAGCAACAGACAUUAGUGUCAGGAGGUGUUCGUGGAACUUUACCCUGGAUGGCACCUGAGCUUCUGAGUGGAAAAAGUCACAUGGUAACGGAAAAGAUUGAUGUAUACUCGUUUGGGAUUGUUAUGUGGGAAGUACUUACGGGGGAUGAACCUUAUACAGAUAUGCAUUGUGCUUCUAUUAUUGGAGGAAUUGUGAACAACACGUUACGCCCAAAAAUUCCAACAUGGUGUGAUCCUGAAUGGAAGUCUCUGAUGGAAAGUUGUUGGGCAUCUGAUCCGGCAGAGAGACCAUCGUUUUCAGAAAUCUCUCAGAAGCUACGGAGUAUGGCGGCUGCGAUCAAUGUGAAAUAACUCUUAAAUAUAAAAGCCAGUAUAUUUCACUUUGCUCUGUCGUAUUGAGAAGAUGAAAAAAAUAAAAUUAUUAUAUGUCACUUUAAGAUCACAUCUCGGUUUUGAAGUAUUGCAGACUAAUAAUGUAAUACUCUUCCUUGGUGCUCUACAUAAAUGAACCUUUCGUUGAACUGCCACGAAAAGAAUCCCUUUAUAUGGCUCUAAAGACUGGAUUCUGCCCAGAAGACUUCAUAAAACACCAAAAGGAGGGCAACGAGGGCACAAUCCGAAUGAUUUUGUUACUUUGGAUAUAUAUGAACACGGUGGCAGUAUGAAAGGCGAAUCUCUACUAUUAUUCGACAACACGGGACCAAGUUUUUAAUUUAUUUUUGAAGGAUUUGUACAUAGGUUAAAUAUGAAAUAUUGUGUUCUAAGUUUUUAUCAUGAGAGAACACAUUCAUAUUCUGCUUCAAAAUAUCAGGUGAACUUGGGACCCUGUCCAUUAUGAAUCUUUUCGCUGUGCUUCAUUUUUAUUAAAGAAUUUGCAUCCAUAGUCUCUCCUUAUUUUCCUACAAUGAAGAGACUUAUAGAUAGAUGUAUAAUGUAAUAUGAUUUUUCCUUGAAA